This is a messenger RNA of Erigeron canadensis, 2432 nucleotides long. Its product is annotated as cell division cycle 20.1, cofactor of APC complex-like. Gene Ontology annotation, cellular component: anaphase-promoting complex. NCBI's taxonomy places the organism in Eukaryota, Viridiplantae, Streptophyta, Magnoliopsida, Asterales, Asteraceae. The transcript has 8 exons. Gene Ontology annotation, molecular function: protein binding; ubiquitin ligase activator activity; anaphase-promoting complex binding. Bases 1 to 1323 code for a protein of 440 amino acids. Gene Ontology annotation, biological process: positive regulation of ubiquitin protein ligase activity; anaphase-promoting complex-dependent catabolic process; positive regulation of anaphase-promoting complex-dependent catabolic process. The record is from RefSeq and is a predicted model, not a curated record.
AUGUGCUCUGUAUAUUGUGAUAAUAGUGAUUUUGUGGCACUAUUAUGUGUCAUGGUGUUACACCUUGUCUUUUUGUUGUGGUUUUUUGAUAUAAAUUUGCGGCUGGACAGAUUCAUCCCCAAUCGUUCUGCAAUGGAUUUUAACUUUGCGAAUUACAUGCUUACGGGUGGGAAGGUUCAAAAGAAAAGCUCCUCUCCUUCACCAUGGGGAGAAGACUACCUAGAGAUGCUUGCUGAAGUUUUCAACAUGAAUAGGAAACGGAUCCUUUCUUUCAAAAACAAGCCGCCUAAUGAGACUUCUCCACCUUCCCUAGAGCCAUAUGUGAAGCCUAGGAGAUAUAUUUCUAAAUCAGAUAGGACUUUGGAUACACCUGAUCUUGUGGAUGACUACUAUUUGAAAUUAGUUGAUUGGGGUAGCAGCAAUUCUAUUGCUAUCGGUCUUGGAAAUAGUAUCUAUCUGUUGGAUGCAUCAGACAAGUCAACCCCUUAUGAAAUUCAAUUAGCUGAUGAAAACAGUGGCCCAGUUACAAGUGUAAAGUGGGCACCUAAUGGAAUACAUGUAGCUGUCGGUUUGAACAAUUCUGAGGUUCAGCUGUGGGAUGUUACUACCGCACAAAUGGUACGUUUGAGGAUACAAGGCCAUCAUUCAAGGGUCGGAUCUCUCGACUGGAAUCAUGAUAUCUUGACAACCGGCAGCAUGGACGGUUUGAUAAAUAACAAUGAUGUUAGAAUUAACUCAAAUAUUAUUGGGACAUACAGAGGGCAUAAUCAAGAGGUGUGUGGAUUAAAAUGGUCACCAUCAGGUCAACAACUAGCGAGCGGUGGCAACGACAACCUUGUCUAUAUAUGGAACCUUUCUUCUAAUCAAAGAGUCCACCGCUUCUCAGGCCAUACAUCUGCUGUAAAAGCUCUAGAUUGGUGUCCGUUUCAGAGAAAUUUACUAGCUUCUGGUGGCGGAGUAGAUGAUCAGUGCAUCAAGUUUUGGAAUUCCAACACAGGUGCGUGCUUGAAUUCAGUGGACACAGGGUCACAGGUGUCAUGCUUGCUUUGGAGUAGACACGAACGUGAACUUUUGAGCUCUCAUGGUUUCAGUGACAACGAACUCACUCUCUGGAAGUAUCCUUCUAUGAAUAAGUUGACUGAACUCCGUGAACAUACUUUAAGAGUGCUGCAUAUGACUCAGAGUCCAGAUGGGUAUAGGGUUGCAUCUCUAGGUGCUGAUGAGACGCUGCGAUUUUGGAACGUGUUUGGUACACCCCAUGUGGUCAAGAAGGAAAUUAAGAAACACGCAGAACCAUUUGCUUAUGCUGCACUUAUUAGAUGAGGCCCAGGCACUAGUGAUGAUAAUAGUUAUGCUGCUUUUCUCACUAUUUGAUCUGGCUAAUCAAUCUGUACACAAGGGCUAAAUGCACUCACAUCAUCCCUCAAUUACAUUGGUGGCACCAUUGGUCAUGCGCUUGGGGUAAGCUUCCAUCGUAUCCAUUUUGUUUGAUAAGUUGACAUAAUUUGUAAUGGGGUCCUUGAUGCUAAAAGAAAUUAUGAGAGAAGUUUCCAGUUUAAGAAAUGUUUCAAUGGUCAAUACAUAUUCUGGCAAUUACUUCAGAUUUUUCUUAUGCGACUCUCACAAGAGGGCAUGACAGUUGUCGAGAAUGGUACUGCAGUACAUCAUUCAGGAAACACGCAAACUAUAUAAAGAAAAAGACUGGUAUCUCUAACAGGAUAGUGAUACAUGAAACUCCAAGUUCAAGUGUUGGGACUUCAAGGCAAUUACUGCAGAUGAGCACUCAACCACAGAUGCAAACUGAUACAUAAAAACCACUGAAGGCCUAUCAACGUUUCAAUGGUGAUGACUGUAAAAGCAAAGGUUCUACUUUGGGAGCUGAAACCAGUGAAGGCGGAUCUUGAUCUUGCAAAGGAGUGUUGUGCUCAGCUCGAAGAGGUAAAUUAAAUUCUUAGGGAGAAUGGAGGAGAAGAAGGGGGAUCGCCCUGAAGAUCAUUAUCUGGUAUGUCAACGCAUCUUAUGCUUCUGUAGAUGUAAUAGUUUUGACCCAGUUGCUUAUGAAUGGGUCAACGUGGGUUUCUCUGGGAAAUAGUGGAAUACCACCAACUAACGAUGAAGGAUGUGGUGUACAUAGAUGAGAAGAUAGAAGAGGUCUCAGAAGUAUAUUCCAUCAACUCCCUCACAACACAGUACAAACUUGGUAACCCCAACGACUCCUUGGAUUAUAAACCCAGUUGUAAUUGGAGAUGUCUCAUCAAACUGUUAUAUGUGUAGACCUGUAACUUAUAAGCUGUAAAAUGUAAUUGUUCAAAAUGUGGAUUUUUUGGUAGUACAUGUAUGUAUGCUUAUUUUAGGGCCAGACUUGGCAAUUUCUCAAUGUUGAUUGAUCGACUAUUCAGUCUAUUCUCUAUUAUAUAUGUUCUUGCCAACCA